Striga asiatica is the source of this 1236-nucleotide messenger RNA. The record is from the annotation of a GenBank genome assembly. NCBI's taxonomy places the organism in Eukaryota, Viridiplantae, Streptophyta, Magnoliopsida, Lamiales, Orobanchaceae.
AUGGACGCAGCCGCCGCUUCGUUUGUCUGCCCAAAGGUGACCCCUUUUCGCUCCUCUCUGCCCAAGAGCAGCCGUCUCAUCUCCCUCAGGCAUUCUCACAAACACCUACAGCGCAAAGGUUUAUCCGUGAAAACCCACUUCAACCGGAGCUUUCAUCCCUCCGUCGGUCCCGGUUCAGUAAACCCACUUUCGGUCGGGUCGGGGUUUCCAUCUCUGGGCCUUGGGACGCCUUCGAACCCCAGAACCCUUCUCCCUCUCCGCACGUUCAGAUGCUCCGUCUCGAGUUCUGUGGCUCCAGCCGGCUCAGAUGCGCCGACGCCAUUGUCGACGAUGCUCGAGACCUUCCCGCUCGACUCCCUGAAAUCCACCCUGUCGGAGUUGACCCCCUCCGACUUCUGCAAGUGGUGCGUGGCGUUAUGUGCCGUGGUCGCCGUGUCCAAAUGGACGGCAAACCUUUUAUUGAGCCCCUUUUUCUGGCUGUACUUCAGCUGGACGUGGCUUUUCUGGCCAUGGAUGGUGGCCCUGGCCGUAGCAAUCUACGGCUGCUACUGCUUCAGUAAGUAUCUCAAGGGACAGGCCAAUGAAAUCGAGCAACUAGGAAUCGUGACAUCGGCUUUCUUCUGGCUUACGUUGGUCCCUCCUGCCCACUUCAACGGGUUUCUCGAAGGCUGGCCGGUCAUAUUCUUCCUCGUCUAUCACUUCUUCUUUUUCUUACACAUCAGUGUUCGAAAAAGAUUGUACGGUGAUCUCUAUGCUCGGGAGCACGACCCGAAGUGGGACCUCAGCUUGCCGAGUCUUGCCAAGAUUCUGUUUUGCGCCGGAAUCUUUCUGGCUCAUUGGCUGGCAGCUUUCGAGGGAGUCGAGCUCCACCUGGCGCCUGGAGGAUUGAACAAUUUGGCUAUCUGGGGUUUGAUCUUUACCUCGAUUUUCGUUCAGUAUCGCUCGAUUCAGUACUUGUCGAAGUACUCUGAACGAGUCGUUGAGCCGACUUCAGUUGUUCACGUCGGGCCGUAUAGGUUCGUUCGCCAUCCGAUGUAUGCGUCGACAAUUCUUUUGUUCGCAUCAUACUUUACGGCAUUACGAGCACCAUGGAGUUUGCUGUUUUUGGUCGGGAUUUGCUUGGCCUACUAUGGGAAGAAGGCAAAUUUGGAGGAGGCCCUACUGCUCGAGACGUUCGAUCAGAAGUACAGGCAGUACAUGGAGAGGGUUAGGUACAGAUAUGAUGAUGAUAUUUGA